This is a messenger RNA of Neodiprion fabricii, 3456 nucleotides long. RefSeq names its product soluble guanylate cyclase 88E (gene Gyc88E). The record is from RefSeq and is a predicted model, not a curated record. Gene Ontology annotation, cellular component: guanylate cyclase complex, soluble. Gene Ontology annotation, molecular function: heme binding; guanylate cyclase activity; oxygen sensor activity. Gene Ontology annotation, biological process: response to oxygen levels; nitric oxide-cGMP-mediated signaling; cGMP biosynthetic process. The transcript has 14 exons. NCBI's taxonomy places the organism in Eukaryota, Metazoa, Arthropoda, Insecta, Hymenoptera, Diprionidae. The coding region runs from base 385 to 2892 and encodes 835 amino acids.
ACACUUCUGCCGUCAUUCAUCUCUCUAAUCGUAAUCUUGAGACACGUACGGAUGUCCACAGCCCAUAAAACGCCGACUGUGAUUCGUCGGCCAUAUACCGCGAUUGCAAAGGGGAUCCUAGCUCAACGUUAGCGAAGUGAAGACGUUACGUUACACGAUUCACUUCACGCUUCGAUCACAACUCCCUGUUGAAACAACCUAAAGACUUGGAACAGUUCGAGGAUGUCUUUUAGCACCAAGGAUGCAAUGAGGGUUAAAGAAAGUCCAAUGUCAAACGUUUGCACACCAACACCGAAGCUUUGUAACAAUACAGAAUUGGGCCAAUGGUGGCACUGAAAGACAUCGCUAUGUUCGAAAGAAGGUUCCUAAACGCAGUAGCUAAACAUGUACGGGUUAAUCCUGGAAAAUUUGUCCGAGUAUAUAAAGCAAGUGUACGGCGAAGAUCGUUGGGAAGAGAUUCGUCGACAGGCAGCAGUAGAGCAGCCCAGCUUCAGCGUUCACCAGGUUUACCCUGAGAACCUGAUACCUCGAUUAGCCAAAAAAGCCAUUCAGGUACUGGGAAUUACGGAGAAGGAAUUCUUCGAUCAGAUGGGCGUCCACUUCGUCGGAUUCGUAGGGCAGUACGGCUACGAUCGAGUUUUGUCGGUUCUCGGUCGUCACGUAAGAGAUUUCCUCAACGGUCUGGACAACCUUCACGAGUACCUAAAGUUUUCUUACCCUCGAAUGCGAGCCCCGUCCUUCAUCUGCGAAAACGAAACCCGCCACGGUUUGACACUUCACUACAGAAGCAAAAGGCGGGGAUUCGUCUACUACACGAUGGGUCAGAUUCGCGAGGUGGCUCGACAUUUUUACCACAAGGAAAUGCGGAUCGAACUCGUCCGCGAAGAAGUUCUCUUCGACACCGUCCACGUCACCUUCAACCUUACGUUCGACAACCGGGCUUUUACGUACGCCUCUCUUGCCAUGACCCGGGAAGAAAAGCACCUGCCAAUCGGGGCCUCGGUUCUCUUCGAGAUAUUUCCGUUCUGUAUUGUAUUCGGGUCUGACAUGGUAGUUAGAAGCCUGGGAAACUCCUUGAUGGUAAUUCUGCCCGAACUUCUCGGGAAAAAGAUCACGCACUGGUUCGAUCUAGUGAGACCAUUGAUCGCCUUUAAAUUUCAAACCAUACUGAACCGCACGAACAACAUUUUCGAACUGCUUACCGUUGACCCGGUGCUUACCGAGCGACCACCGGACCGCCGUAAGAAUGAAAUUAUGCUAAGUGACGCAAUGGAAAAUCCCGAAGAGAAAACGUUGAGGUUAAAAGGUCAAAUGAUUUACAUGGACAAUUGGAGGAUGAUGAUGUACCUAGGAACACCGGUGAUGCCGGAUCUGAACGCGCUGAUAACCACCGGACUUUACAUAAACGAUUUAUCGAUGCACGACUUCAGCAGAGAUCUGAUGCUCGCCGGAACUCAGCAGUCGGUUGAACUCAAGCUGGCACUCGACCAAGAACAACUCAAAAGCAAAAAGCUCGAGGAGUCGAUGAGGAAGCUCGACGCCGAGAUGAAACGAACGGAUGAGCUGCUCUAUCAAAUGAUACCGAAACAAGUAGCUGACCGACUUAGAAACGGCGAAAGUCCGAUAGACACGUGCGAAAUGUUCGACUCCGUAUCGAUUCUCUUUUCGGACGUUGUUAGUUUCACCGAAAUAUGCAGCCGGAUCAGUCCGAUGAAAGUCGUUUCAAUGCUCAAUGCUAUGUACUCGAUAUUCGACACCCUCACCGAGAGAAAUCGCGUGUACAAGGUUGAAACCAUCGGUGACGCCUACAUGGUGGUUUCCGGAGCACCGGACAAGGAACACGAUCACGCCGAUCGAGUCUGCGACAUGGCUUUGGACAUGGUGGAAGCGAUAACCGAUCUCAAGGAUCCGUCCACAGAACAGCAUUUGCAAAUUCGUGUCGGUGUGCACAGUGGCGCGGUGGUCGCUGGUAUUGUCGGAUUAAAAAUGCCGCGUUACUGUCUGUUCGGAGAUUCGGUGAACACCGCGUCGCGAAUGGAAGCAACGAGCGAAGCGAUGCAGAUCCACAUAUCGCAGCCGACCAAAGAGCUUUUAUCCUCGUCGUACAAGGUUACGGAACGUGGGGAGAUUCAGGUGAAAGGUAAAGGCUCGAUGAAAACCUAUUGGCUGGAGAAGCGGGAAGAGCGUUCGCAGAUGACCAAAGGUAUCUCGAUCUGCGAGCCACCCCAGUGGCAGAAUUGUGCGGUGAAAAAACGCAUGUCGAUCGGCGUUGUCGGUUCGGGCCUCAGGAACGAACGGAAGUCGGAAAACAACUCGGCGUCGACGAGGACCUCCAGGGUUUCUUCCCCGGCACCGGCCAGUUCGAAUUCCGGCAUAUUGUGCGAGGACAGGCGAAUCUACUCGCCGAUUACCUUCCAGGACGUCGCGCAACGAUCCGUUGCGAAUUCGCCGAUAAAGAGCGUCGACAUUAAAGGUUUCCGUUCGAAUUCCGUAGGUGCUGUAUCGGCGAUCGUCCGGAGUCCUGCGGAUAUAUUUGGUUCCCUUUUGUCGGACACCGAGGAGCAUUUCCGUUUGCACAGGGACAGCGCGACGUCCCCGCAACUCUGUAACGCCGACACGAGGUCCUUAACGUCGUCCAAGAGUGAUCGUACCAGGGGUAAAUUGACCCCGGACGAAGAGGUCAAGGGUCACGUAAGGGAUACGUCGAACUUCAACUUGAACUCCGCCGGCGGAUUGGCCGGGAUUCCAAGUUGCGAAUUCUCCCUCGUCGCUGACCCAGAUGCUCCCGACAGUAGAAAUUUGCCUAUUAAUCAGGACCAAUGCUGCCCGGGUUUCGCUCUUACCAAAAGCGGCAAACCGCGGCAUCAAAGCAACGCCUGCGUUAUUUUUUAAAUCGUUAAAACAUUUGUUAUAUUUAAUAUAUGUGUAAGAUACAUAUAUCACGGAUUUCAGAUUAUAGCUCGAUAUUUCACUUGAUUGUUUUUUUUUUUUUUUAGAUUCUUUUAUCUUAUCUUAUCUUUCUCUGUCUCGGUAGAUUCUUUUUUCCGCCUAUCAAAAUAAUCGACAUCGUUCAAGCGAUAUGUAGCAAAUCUUAUUCUAAUUGCCGUGUUUUAGUUUACUUUUCUUUUUUUUUUCUCGUUCUUCUUGUUGUUGCUGGUUUGUUUUUUUUUUGUCACCAUCUCUCUCUAUUAGAACACUCAAAUUCAGACGUAUAAUAUAACGUACCGUUCAUCUUGAUCGGGGGAGAAUAUAUUUAUACAAGGAUAUUAGAUCGUUAUCGACGAUAUCAGACUGCAUGUAUUGUGUAAACUAUAAUAUAUUAUAUAUACCAGUUGAUGUGUGUAUAUUAAAUUGGAUUGAUUAAUAAUACACCGCGUGUAAAAUUCUCGUGUGAAUAAUCGAGCCGGGGGAAAAGACGUAUUUUGUGCAAUAGUUACGAAAAAUUGUAUGUAUUAA